AUGGGCAGUCGGGGCACCUCGACCGCCAGCGGGCCGUUCUCUGGAGGGUUUGCCGGAUCUUCAAGUCGAUCGGGCGGCUGGUUCGGCGGCGGCGGUGGCGGACCUGGCGGCGGAUUCGGCGGCGGCGGCGGUAGAUCCUUCAAGUCUGAAGGCAAGGGGUUUAGCCAAGCAGAUGCUUCGCGAAGGCGCGAAACCAGAAUUAACGCCGACAGGCUUCAUGUCAUGACUCCCGCCGAAGAACUCGACAGCGACGACGAUGCCACGAUGCAGGCGCUGAAAACCCGAACGGCCAGCACAAUGCCGAUGGGCAUAUACCGAAGGGAGCACAAGGAACAGGGAGUGGUCGUGGCUACUACGGCCGAGCUGGAGGCGGCGGAUCAAGCCAAUGGCGAGGAGGAAAGCCUCUGGGUCGACGGGGAGGGAUCUGCACCACCAGCACAGCUGCCUGAGGAGGGCGUAUGGGAUGUCAAGGCGGACAAAAAGGUUCACAUUAAGCAAGAGCCCGAGAUCGAAGACAAGAUGGAUCUCGACAGUGAGAUCAAGCAGGCGCCUGGAAAGGGAAAGGAGCCUGCCCUGGAAGCAAAGCCCAAGAAGGAGGUCGCGCAGGACCCCGAAGAGAAGACAAUCCAGGACGACAUGCAGCUUCUCGCGAGCGAGCUGGGGGCCGUCACAAUGACCGAGGACGGCAAAAUCAAGACCGAGGGACCGGCGAACAAGGACGGCCGGCUGUACUUGUUUCAGUUUCCGCCUCUGCUGCCGCCCCUGAAGAUGACGUCUGGUUCGCAUCCCAACGUCAAGGAGGAGCGCGGUUCUUUCGGCGGGCUCGACGCGGCGCCCGUCGACCUGACCCGGGAAGAUGCCGGGCGGCGUGCAGGGGCCGAGACGGCGGCGGAGGAGGAGGAGGAAGACGAAGACGAAGAGGAGGCGGCAGGCGGAUUCCGGUCGCAGCUGCUCUCGCGGGGCGGCAUGAUCGGCAAGCUCAACGUGCGGCGGUCGGGCAAGGUGGAGUUCGACUGGGGCGGCAUGACGCUCGAGAUGAGCCCCGCGGCGGGCAUGAACUUUUUGACGACGGCUGUCAUUGUGGAGGAGAACGACGAGAAGGCGCAGCACGACAAGGUGGGCGGCGACGCCGUGGGCAUGGGCAAGAUCAUGGGGCGCUUCAUCCUGGCACCCAUCUGGAGCGACGAGGAGGAAUGGAACGUUGCGCCUGAGGAGCUGGCUGUGGAGUGA
Molecule: messenger RNA, 1230 nt
Organism: Hirsutella rhossiliensis
Lineage: Eukaryota; Fungi; Ascomycota; Sordariomycetes; Hypocreales; Ophiocordycipitaceae
Product: RNA polymerase III RPC4 domain-containing protein
Exons: 2
Coding region: 1-1230 (409 amino acids)
Biological process (GO): transcription by RNA polymerase III
Cellular component (GO): RNA polymerase III complex
Molecular function (GO): DNA binding
Source: RefSeq, a predicted model, not a curated record